GAAAGUGUUUUUGAGACAGACAGCUUAUGCACACACUGCUGUUCACACUAUUCUGGGGGCUGCAGGGACAUCAUACACGUUAUCAUGUGCUGGAUUCAAGCUGGAUGGUGUAUGCUUGUGCUGAUCAGUGUAUCAGCUGCUCUGCAGAUCAGCCAGAAACCACGGUUCUACGGCGUGAAGACCGGCAGCAACGUGAAAAUCUUUUGUGAAUCAAAGGAACAAAGAGGGAAGGGAAAUGUGUUUUGGUACAAGAUUGACAAAUAUGAUGAGACGGAUGUGGAUAAAUACCCAUUAAAGAUGGAUGAGAGGUUCAGACCUCAAAACAGCAGCAGCAAAAGCGUGAUUUCUACCCUUACCAUCUUGAAUACUAGAGAAGAAGACACCGGAGUUUACUUCUGCAAAGCUGACACAACUUGGGGACCUGGAACUGAAAUUCGAGUUGUCAAACACAUCGACUUUAAUAAGGCACAACACAUGAGCAAGUUGAAGGAUGGUCUCAUCAUUUUACAGGGUCUGCUGUUGGCUGUGUGUAUUGCUGCUAUUCUGCUACGCAAACACAAACAGUUUGAAAAGAGUGACAGCAUGUAUGAAGAGCCAGAAAUGGACCACAUCUAUGAGGGUUUGGUGAUUGAAACAUGUGGAGAUCUAUAUGAGGACCUGACGCUGUAUUCCCAGCCCGAGAUAGCCGAGGCCCCGUGGGAGUGAAACCAACAACUUCUGUACCCCAAUAUUCUUUUACUAUGCCUUCUUGAGGAAACUGUAAGAACAAAAAAAAGCAGGUGCAGUGAUUUAACACAAAUAUUUUGUAUUUUUGUUUUUUGCUUGCAUUAGUCUGCAUAGAGUCAGAAACAUGCUUAUUCUAAAAACUGUCUUCAUUUUGAUCAAUGUUUGUUGUUGUUUUUUUGUGCCAUUUGAAAAAUCAAUGCAUAAAACCUGACAUUUUUGGUGCUUUAAAAAAAGAUUGUGGUGAGUUUUUUUAUGAUUGUAUGAUUGAUAUGUAAAUAUGUCUUCCCUUUGCUUGGGCCUGGAUAGGUCAUACAUCUCCACACACUAAAUCUGUUUGUCUUUGUUGAUUAAACAAUAAACAGGUUUAAGUUCACUGACUGAA
This is a messenger RNA of Oryzias latipes (Japanese medaka), 1108 nucleotides long. It is a transcript of the gene cd79b, whose product is annotated as CD79b molecule, immunoglobulin-associated beta. Gene Ontology annotation, cellular component: external side of plasma membrane; B cell receptor complex. The record is from RefSeq and is a predicted model, not a curated record. Gene Ontology annotation, biological process: B cell receptor signaling pathway; B cell differentiation. Lineage: Eukaryota; Metazoa; Chordata; Actinopteri; Beloniformes; Adrianichthyidae.